AUGAGCAUUUCAUACUAUUAUCCAAUCAGACUGAACGUCCGGUCGCCAAAAAGUAAAGAAGAAGAAUGCGAAAGCGAAACUCUGAAGUCCGACCCGGAGAGGGAACCGGAGACCAAAGAAUCUGGGGCUUUAGAAGCCAAGAUGUCGUUAAUGAACGGCAUCACUGUCAUCGUUGGCUCCAUCAUCGGCAGCGGUAUAUUCGUCUCUCCUACCGGGGUGUUAAGAUAUACUGGUUCGGUUAAUGCCAGUCUCAUUGUGUGGGUUGCUUCUGGAAUUUUUAGUAUGGUAGGCGCCUAUUGCUACGCGGAAUUGGGUACUAUGAUCAGAGUGAGUGGAGCUGACUACGCGUAUAUUAUGGAGACCUUUGGCCCGUUCGCUGCAUUCGUCAGGCUCUGGAUAGAAUGCAUGAUCGUCCGACCUUGCUCACAGGCGAUUGUGGCGCUAACCUUUAGCGUUUACGUGUUGAAGCCAAUCUUUCCAGAGUGUGACCCUCCCGAAGACGCCACCAGACUCCUAGCGGCAUGUUGUAUAUUACUGUUGGCAUUCGUGAAUUGCUGGUCAGUCCGUGCUGCUACCAUCGUACAGGACUGGUUCACUUACGCUAAACUCCUCGCGCUCUUCAUCAUCAUCGCUGCUGGCUUUUAUCAACUCUGCAGAGGAGAGGUACAACACUUCACGUUCGAGGGCACAACGGAUAAUGUAACAUCAAUAGCACUCUCAUUUUACUCCGGAUUAUUUGCUUAUAACGGAUGGAAUUACCUCAAUUUCAUUAUCGAAGAAUUAAAAGAUCCAGUAAAGAAUUUGCCUCGUGCCAUCGCUAUCUCGUGUACCCUGGUCACCGUGGUCUACACUUUCACCAAUGUCGCUUUCUACACUACGCUGUCACCUACUGAGGUGUUGGGCUCAGCUGCAGUGGCUGUGACCUUCGCGGAGCGUCUGUUCGGUAUGUUCGCGCUCGCCAUCCCACUGUUUGUGGCCGCAUCCACCUUCGGUGCAGUCAAUGGAGUGCUGCUCACUUCUUCAAGGCUGUUCUACGCGGGAGCGGCGAAGGGCCAGAUGCCGGUGAUGCUGACGAUGGUGAGCGCGCGCGCCACGCCCGCGCCCGCCGUGCUCGCCGUGGCGCUGCUCAGCCUGCUCUACCUCACCGUCUCCGACAUAUUCGCGCUCAUCAACUACGUGGGAUUUGCUACCUGGUUAAGCAUCGGUGCAGCAGUUCUUUGCAUUCCAGUCCUGAGGUAUACACAGCCAGGUCUAGAGAGGCCCAUCAAAGUAAACCUAUUUUUCCCUGUCAUCUACAUAAUCUGCACGCUGUUAGUGGUCGCGUUCCCAGCCUGGGCUUCUCCGCAAGAGACUGGAGUGGGUUGUCUCAUGAUACUCACUGCUGUACCCGUCUACUUGGUUCUAAUUCACCCCCGGACGAAGAUGGGAUGCCUCAGUUCUGUUACAAAUGCUGCAACAUUAUUAGUACAGAAAUUGACAUUGUCUUUGAGACCUAAAACGAAGUGA
Molecule: messenger RNA, 1506 nt
Organism: Arctia plantaginis
Lineage: Eukaryota; Metazoa; Arthropoda; Insecta; Lepidoptera; Erebidae
Source: the annotation of a GenBank genome assembly